AUGUCCUACUCACCUCCAAGUUCUGCAAAGCCCUUCACCCUCAACAUCCCCGAACAAGACCUCUCUGAAUGGCGCCAACUCCUCCAACUCUCCAAACUCAGCCCCGAUACUUAUGAAGGUCGGCAAGAAGACCGCCGCUUUGGCAUAACCCGCAAAUGGCUUUCCGAUGCUAAAGAGUACUGGCUCAACGAGUAUGAUUGGCGUGCAGAAGAAAAGUACAUCAAUUCCUUCGCCAACUACAAGAUGCAGAUCGAGGAGAUAGACCUACACUUCCUAGCAAUUUUUUCGGAAAAAAAGGACGCCAUACCGAUUGUCUUCAUGCAUGGUUGGCCCGGGAGCUUCAUCGAAUUUUUGCCCAUCUGUGCUCUCAUCCGCGAGCAAUACUCAGCCAAAGACCUGCCCUACCAUAUCAUUGUUCCUUCCCUACCCGGAUAUACGCUUAGCUCAGGAGGGCCGGUAGAUAAGAACUGGACUAUGGAAGACACCGCCCGUGUUAUCAAUCAGUUAAUGCUCAACCUGAAUUUCGACAGGUAUAUCGCGCAAGGAGGAGAUAUAGGCAGCUUCGAGUCGAGGCUCCUAGCUCAAGAGUACGAUGCGUGUGUUGGGAUGCACUUAAACAUGAUGAGAGUCGCGGACAAGCCAGACGAGUCCACCCUCAGCACUCUCGAAAAGAAUGCCCUGGAUUACGCCACAAAAUGGCAGGCUACAGGCACUGCCUACGCUCAGGAACACGCCACCCGCCCGAGUACAAUCGGACACGUCUUAUCCUCAAGCCCUCUGGCUCUUCUCUCGUGGAUCGGCGAAAAGUUCGUCGAAUGGUCAGACACCGACCCUCCACUCUCAACAAUCCUCACAAAUAUUUCGCUUUACUGGUUUACAUCCAGUUUCCCGCGCUCCAUCUAUCCGUACCGCCAGAUAUUUGUUGAGCGACGCCCAAGACUUGAGUUUUGCAAGAAGCCCACCGGGUUCUCCUUCUUCCCGCGUGAGCUGGCCCCGGGGAUCAAGAGUGUUUUGGAGAAGAACUGUAACCUGGUGUCAUACUCGACACAUGAGCACGGGGGUCAUUUUGCGGCACUGGAGAUGCCUAAGGAGUUGUGGAGCGACGUUGAAGAAUUUGUAAAGCUGGCCUGGAAGAAGGUAUGA
This is a messenger RNA of Dothidotthia symphoricarpi CBS 119687, 1143 nucleotides long. RefSeq names its product epoxide hydrolase-like protein. NCBI's taxonomy places the organism in Eukaryota, Fungi, Ascomycota, Dothideomycetes, Pleosporales, Dothidotthiaceae. The coding region runs from base 1 to 1143 and encodes 380 amino acids. Gene Ontology annotation, molecular function: epoxide hydrolase activity. The record is from RefSeq and is a predicted model, not a curated record. Gene Ontology annotation, biological process: epoxide metabolic process. The transcript is spliced from 3 exons.